Messenger RNA from Tyto alba (common barn owl), 1321 nucleotides. Its product is annotated as fibrinogen-like protein 1-like protein. Lineage: Eukaryota; Metazoa; Chordata; Aves; Strigiformes; Tytonidae. Bases 38 to 877 code for a protein of 279 amino acids. The record is from RefSeq and is a predicted model, not a curated record. The transcript has 4 exons.
UUGGCUUCCUGCUCCACAGGGUCCUCGCAGAAACGGCAUGGCUACCCAGUGCUUUUGUCUCCUGCUUUUCACCUGCCUGCUGGCCCUGGCAGCAUCUCUUCCUGCCUUAGACAUAAAAAAUUUGUAUCUCCUCAAUGGCACGCUGGAUGAAAUUAUGAAUAUUCCCCCAGAGUCCUCCCAGCUUGAUGAUGGUGGCAAACAUGUUCGACAGGUCAGAGACAUUGCCCACCACCCACCAGCAGGUCAUGGUUGGCCCAAAGACUGCAGUGAGAUCCCUGCUGGCAGCCGCAGCGGUGUCUACAUCAUCCAACCGAAAGGGCUCCACCACCUUGUGGUGUUCUGUGAAAUGAAUGUGACAAACGGUGGCUGGACGGUCAUCCAGAGGAAUCAUAAAGACACACCAGUCACCUGGGCCGAGUCCUGGAGCACCUACAAGUACGGCUUUGGGAACGUGCACACUGAGUACUGGCUGGGCACCGAGUACAUCCAUCACAUCUCCAAGCAGAAGGUCUACCAGGUCAGGUUUGUCAUCCAGGACUCCACAGACAACAUCAAUUUCUCAGACUACAACCUCUUUAGUGUGGAAGAUGAGUCCCACGGCUACCGGCUGAGGCUGGGCUCCUACACAGGGACGGCGGGGGAUGCCAUGACAUCAGACAAUCCCACCACCAUGCAUGACAACAUGAAGUUCUCCACAAAGGAUCGGGAUCAGGACACUUACAGUAAGAACUGUGCCUACAGCUAUGAGGGUGGGUGGUGGUACUCAGCGUGUUAUUCUGUACGGCUGAAUUUCAAGGGUGGCAUGACAUGGGGCAGCCUGUGCAAAGGGAACUGUAAAUCCUCCCUUAUCCUUAUCAAACCAGCUCCAUAUUGUUAGUGCUCCUUCACCCUCCUGUCCACACUGGACACUUUGAGAAGGCUCUGCAUGGCCAAAGAGCUUGAGCCUUUCUGGAGCAGAAAGAGAAGCCCAAUGGUAGUAGGGUUUUAGUGAAAUGACACUUUCCAAUCUCCCCCUCUGAGUGCAGGCUCUCCCUCUGCUCAGCUCUUUCCCUCUGUGCUUGCUGAUGAUUCCUUGUUACUCUGUUCAUAAUCAAGAAUUUUAAAAUCGCUUGUGAAAUUUGUGGAUUCCAAAUGUACCUUCCCUGUGGGAGAAAGACACUCAGCCCUGGAGUGACUUUUCAUCAGAGUUUCUUAGCUGCCUCUAGAACUCAUAUCAAGCAAACAAGUUACGUGCCACAAAUUUCCAUACUCUCUGUGCCUCCCUGUAGUGUCUGAGAAAGCAUCCCAAUAAAUUUGCUUCCUUGAGUUCAUUCUCCAUUAA